This is a messenger RNA of Mytilus trossulus (common blue mussel), 2669 nucleotides long. Its product is annotated as sodium-coupled monocarboxylate transporter 1-like. The coding region runs from base 488 to 2431 and encodes 647 amino acids. Gene Ontology annotation, molecular function: symporter activity. The transcript has 15 exons. The record is from RefSeq and is a predicted model, not a curated record. Gene Ontology annotation, biological process: sodium ion transport; transmembrane transport. Lineage: Eukaryota; Metazoa; Mollusca; Bivalvia; Mytilida; Mytilidae. Gene Ontology annotation, cellular component: membrane.
AUCAGAACUUAUUUCGGAAGUAACCUUUGAAACGAUAAACCGACAGUCUUGUCUUGUUUGCAUAAUUAAAUAAGUUAUCACAGUUGUGUUUAAUAUAUCAUCUGCUUUGUAGAAUAUCCUUUAUCUCUAUAGUGUAAAUUUUAAAAUAUCAUUUAUGGGUCUAUAUAAGUGAAGUGAAGAGUAGAUAAAGAUUUACACUUAGUCGAUCUGUAUAUACCUGUCAAUAUCGGGUUGUUACCUUUACAUAUGCCAUGCUCCAGUGAACUUAGAAGUGUCAAACUUUACAUAUCAAUCUCUUUUUGACAAACAAGGGAAGUACAUGUCUUCACUUCAAACAAGCGUCAUCAGUAAAGGCCGAUAAACAUAUUUACCGUUAGAAAAAAAACGCAAAAGUUAUCAUCGUAUAAAAAAGACGUAACAACAGAGAACUUUCAUUUCUUUGAAAAUAACAGAACGAACUACUUGGUAAAUUUACAGUAAGUUAAUCAUGUGGAACAGAACUUAUUCUUACAGUUUUGAAAGAGGGGAAACAACUCUCUUUCAUGUUGCUGAUUAUGUUGUUUUUGGACUUACUCUUUUAGUUUCUGCCGGAAUCGGACUCUUCUAUGCAAUUAAAGACAGGAAUGUAAAUAGCGAGAAAGAGUUUCUGCUGGCGGGACGUAACUUGUCCGUGUUUCCUGUCUCUUUGUCGUUACUCUCCAGCUUCAUCUCAGCAAUAACACUACUCGGAACACCAGCAGAAAUCUACAAGUAUAACACAAUGUACUGGCUUAUAUCUAUAGGAUUUGUAAUAUCAGCGACGGCCUCAGCUCAGAUCUUUAUUCCAGUAUUCUACAACCUGGGAAUCACCAGCGUGUUCGAGUACAUUCAGAUGAGGUUUGGAAGACUUGUAAGAAUCAUUGCCUGUAUUGUCUACUUAACUUGGAUGUUGUUCUACAUGUCCAUUGUACUUUAUGGUCCAUCAUUAGCUCUCAGUGCAGUUACCGGCAUUAGUUUGUGGGGUUCUGUUGUAGCAGUUGGGGUUGUGUGCACAUUCUAUACAACAUUGGGUGGAAUGAAGGCAGUGGUAUGGACAGACUCUUUUCAAAUGUUGGUAAUGUUUGCUGGUAUGUUCACGUUGCUUAUAGCUGGUUGUUUGAAAUUAGGUGGUUUAGACGUGGCAUGGAACGUAGCAUACGCCAAUGACAGAAUACAAUUUUUGAUCAUGGACUUUGAUCCUACAACCCGGCACACAUUCUGGAACGUGAUAGUUGGUGGUGGUCUGUUUUGGACUGCAGUAUAUGGAAUUAACCAAGCACAGGUUCAACGUGCAUUGUCCUUGCCUUCCGUGGAAAAAGCAAGACUGGCCAUAUGGUUGAAUCUACCAGGUAUGUUUAUUGUGUUGACUUUGGUGUGUUUGGUUGGUGUUACCAUGUAUGCUUACUUCAGUACAUGUGACCCAGUUACCCUAGGAAUAGUGGAGAAAACAGAUCAGCUGAUCCCACAAUUCACAAUGGAGCUUGUUGGACACCUAAAUGGUUUACCAGGACUUGUUAUAUCAUGCGUGUUUAGUGGAAGUUUAAGUACUAUAUCAUCUGGAUAUAAUGCUAUUGCUGCCAUUUUGCUGGAAGAUUUUGUGAAGCCAUGUUUUCCUAGAAUGAAAUCAUCUGUAAUGACUGUGAUCUCUAAAGUAGCCAUUGUUGUCUGCGGUGGAGUUUGCCUUUUGAUUGCUUACGUCGUUUCUCAGUUGGGUGCAUCUAUUUUACAGGCAGCUUAUAUUUUGUUUGGUAUGCUCGGAGGACCUUUACUUGGAUUGUUUACACUUGGAAUGCUAUUUCCAUGGGCGAAUAAAUGGGGAGCAUUGAUAGGUCAUCUGACAGCCCUGGUAAUAACACUUUGGAUAGGUCUAGGAUCGUACUUAAACAAAGUAGUUGUCACACAGCCAUCAUCAAUGACAAUAGAAGGAUGUCAUAUGUUCAAUGCUACAACAACAACGACAAUGCCAACAACUCCUCCAUUAGUUUCCACUGGUUCUGUUAUACUUGACGAAAAAAAUGAUUUUCCACUGUACAAGAUGUCUUACAUAUGGUAUACAGGAUUAGGCAUGAUAUUAAACAUUGUUGUUGGGUUGAUUGUUAGUUUAGUAACAGGUCCGACAAAACCAAGUGAAAUAAAUCCAGGAUUAAUUUGUCCAAUAUUUGACGAAUUACUUCCAUGUCUUCCAAAGAAACUCAGGAAAAAGUUGCAUUUUGGUGUCCGUCACGAAGAUUUUGUAAAAUUUAGUCCAGACGAUCCUGACACAAAAGAUCGCGGCGGAUACGACAACAAGGCUUAUGACUACAAAGAGGCUGAUGAUAUUAAAAAUGAUAAACCUAUAGCUACUGUGUAUAAUGGAAGUCCUAGUUAUGCGAUUGGAAAAGACUAUGAGAAAGAUUUUAGUACACAGUUAUAGAAAUCCACACAAAAUGAUACUCCAUGGUUGUAUAUUCUAAUGAAUUGAUCCGUUGAACUUAUAUGUUUGCCACUAAUUUGCAAUUAAGUGGAAUUUCUUUAUAAGUCAGCUGUAGUAGACCGAGUGUUUGAAUGUGCAAUUUGUCUAUCUGACUUGAUGAUUUGAUCUACAAUGUUUAUUAUUUUUUAUGAAUAUAGUAUAUGUUAGUUUUUAUAGUUUAGCUGUAUAUCGUUAUUGA